Messenger RNA from Amblyraja radiata (thorny skate), 4017 nucleotides. RefSeq names its product protocadherin-8-like. Gene Ontology annotation, cellular component: plasma membrane. Lineage: Eukaryota; Metazoa; Chordata; Chondrichthyes; Rajiformes; Rajidae. Gene Ontology annotation, molecular function: calcium ion binding. The transcript is spliced from 4 exons. The record is from RefSeq and is a predicted model, not a curated record. Gene Ontology annotation, biological process: homophilic cell-cell adhesion. The coding region runs from base 342 to 3512 and encodes 1056 amino acids.
UAGUUGCUUUAAUGUUUUUUUUUAAUUAUAAUUUUACAAAAAUGAAAUGUUUGUUUCAAACUGCUGCAAUUUGUUCGUUUCAAAUUGCUGCAAAAAGUAAAUUAAAUCCUCGGUUUCAGAGCAAAGCUCGCCAAUUCCUAGCAUUUGCGAUAUGUUAUUAAAACAUACACAUUUGUUCUAGGUUUGUUGGGCCGUGGAAGCUACACAUGUUCCGAGCAGCAGUAGCAUUUGGUCGACUUUGGAGGAUUUGGAUUGGCCACUGACCUUCCUAUUUGCAUGCAAUGACUAAUAAAUAAAACUCGAGGGCCCAGAACUGCACUCACACCCCGUGGCGUACUUCAAUGAAAGUUCAUCCCCCACUACUAAUUCGUGACAGAAGUCCUACUUCUUGGCGUUGCCAAAAAUUGCUUGAACUUUUUCCGAGUGAGAUCCGCGAGUGCAUGAUGACCGACGGAAGAGACAGAAACCACUUUGCUGCCCCAGUUUCUGCCACCAUCCCCGGACUCCUCCGCUACCUCCUCCUUGUACUUUUAACCGCUCCAACAGCCGACUGCUUAACGGCCAACUACUCCGUCUACGAGGAGGAGCCGCCCGGCACCGUGAUCGGAAACUUGGCGGCAGAUCUGCAGCUGGAAGCGGCGGGCAGCUUCCGACUGAUGCAAAAGUUCAACGGGUCGCUGGUGGAAGUGGGCGAGACGGACGGGCAGCUGCGGGUCGGGGGCCGCAUCGACCGGGAGCAACUGUGCCCCCAACAAGCGAGAGCAGGAUCCGACCCCGAUGCGGAGCCGCAGCCGCAACUGGAGCCGUGCUCGCUGCUCUUCGACGUGGUGAACCUGUCCGGAGACAAGUUCGUGCUGAUCCGCGUCGAGAUGCGAGUGCGGGACAUUAACGACCACGCCCCCGACUUCGGGCGACCGGAGGUGCUGCUGGAAAUCAGCGAGAGCUCGGUGCUGGGAACCCGCGUCCCGCUGGAGCCGGCGCUCGACCCCGACCUGGGCGCCAACUCGCUGCUCAAGUACCGACUGUCGCCGAGCCGCCCCUUCGCGCUGGAGCAGCGGAUCGGCGCCGACGGGCUGCGUUGCCCGGAGCUGGUGCUGGUGGAGCGGCUGGACCGUGAGAGUCAGGCGGAGCUGCUGCUGCAGCUGGAGGCCGAGGACGGCGGCAACAGUAUCCCGGCGAGGAGGACGGCCACGGUGCGGCUCCGGGUGCAGGUGCUCGACUCCAACGACAACAGCCCGGCCUUCGAGCGCAGCGCGGUGGUGCUGGAGCUGCGGGAAGACGCGGCGCCCGGCUCGUUGCUGCUGCAGCUGCGGGCGACCGACCCCGACCUGGGCGCCAACGGCGAGAUCAUCUACAGCCUCAGCCCGCAGCUUCCCGCCGCCGUCCGCCGCCUCUUCCACCUGGACGCGCGCUCCGGCCGCCUCAGCCUGGCCGCGCGCCUGGACCGCGAGCGCGCGCCCGCCCUGGAGCUGGAGGUGCGCGCGCGCGACCGCGGGCACCCGCCCAGCGCCGCCGCCGUCUGCAGCGUCACCGUGCGCGUGCUCGACGUCAACGACAACGCGCCCGAGAUCGGGGUGGCGCCGCUCGUCCCCGACCCGGUGGCGGUGCCCGUGACCGCGGUUGUCAGUGAGGCGGCGGCGCCCGGCAGCCUGGUGGCGCUCGUCACCGCCACGGACCGCGACGCGGGCGCCAACGGGCGCGUUCACUGCGCGCUCUCGCCGCCCAACGGUCACUUCGAGCUGCGGCGCGCGCACGGCUCCAGCCUCCUGCUGUUGACGGCGGCGCCGCUCGACCGCGAGCGCGUGGCCGACUACAACCUGACGCUCGUGGCCGAGGACGGGGGCGCGCCCCCGCGCCGCACCCAGCGCGCGCUCACCGUGCGCGUGUCCGACGUGAACGACAACGCGCCCGCCUUCUCGCGCCGCCUCUACCAUGUGUCGCUGGCGGAGAACAACCGUCCCGGCGCCCACAUGACCACCGUGCAGGCCCACGACCCCGACCUGGCCCACAACGGCCGCCUCACCUACCGGCUGCUGGGGCCCGGCGCCGCGCUCGCCUCCAUCCACCCGGCCACCGGCGCCAUCUACGCGCUGCGCUCCUUCGACCGAGAGGCGCUGCCCGAGGCCGAGCUGCUGGUGCGCGUCACCGACGGCGGGUCACCGCCGCUCAGCAGCUCGGCCACCGUCCGCCUGACCGUCACCGACCGCAACGACAACGCGCCCGUCAUCACGCACCCGCUGCCCGGCAACGCCAACGUUAACGGCAACGCCUCCGCCUGCGUCAUCACGCUGCCCCGCCACGCCGGCGCCGGACACCUGGCCACGCGCAUGCGCGCCCGCGAUGCCGACCAGGGGGUGAACGCGGAGCUGAGCUACCGGCUGCUGAGCGGCGCCCAGGCCGGGUACGGGCUCUUCAGCAUCGAGCGCCGCAGCGGGGACGUACGGCUCGGCCGACCCCCCACACCCGAGCCCGGGGAUGGCAACGGGGCCUGGCGGCUCGUCGUGGCCGUCAGUGACAACGGACAACCCGCCCUGUCCGCCACCGCCACGCUGCACUUUGUGCUGGAGGCCGAGGAGGAGGCGGCGGGUCCCGGGCGGCGGCGGCGGCUCCUCCCGGGACAGCGGGGAUGGGACACGUCGCUGGUGGUGAUCGUGGUGCUGGCGGGCGGGUGCGCCGCCCUCAUCGUGGCCAUCGUUGGCGUGGCCGCCUCCUGCAGCAGCGGCGGGAAGGCGACAACAUCCCCGGGGCGCCGGGCCGGCGGCCGGUUGGCGAGCGAUAGCGAGCUGGAUGUCGGCGACUUGUUGCUGAAUUCGUCUCCACCCUCGACCAACAGUGAAGUGGGAGGAAAUUCCGAAGAUCUGAGCAGCCUCACAUCGGACCCUAAAGAGACUGGCACCAGCGGAGAGAGCUUUAUAUCGGAGUCUGAUCUUGAUCAUGGCACUUUCACCACAGUUGCCAUUCAGCAACACAGAAAGCCCCAAGAAAUAUUUAGUGGGAAAGACAGUGGAAAAGGUGACAGUGACUUCAAUGACAGCGCUUCUGAUAUAAGUGGAGAUGCCAUGAAAAAAGGAAAUGCAGUUAUUGAUCAAAGACAAAAUGGAUUGCCCUGUCUUGACGAAAACCAAAGUCCUUGCAUUUCAGAGCCACAUUUCAACUUGACCUCUCAACAGACAGAGUGUGGCAAAUUAUCUCCUCAUUUAAACCAGGACUACAUGGUUGCAUAUUCUUCAACACCUACUGCAUUCUUCCAUUCAUCAAGUAAUACAGCAAAUUCAGUUCUGCAAGAUCAUCCUUUGAAAUGCAUUCGCCAACAUGGUCACAUAUUAAAGUCAGGACCUCAGACUUCUGAAAAGGUUCUUUCCAGAGAUUCUGGAAAGCCAGUACACUUGUUUUGCCAACCAACAGAGCAAAGACACAAUAAAUCAAACUCCUCAGCAUCAGUGACUUCUGGACAUAGAUACCAAACAAGCUAUCUUAACACAGAACUUUCAGAAGUGGCUACUUCAUUUUGAACUCUUGACAACAUUUUAAUUGUUCUUACCAUUGCUCAACCAAAUAUUCUGCUUUUAUUGUAAUCAGAUGUCAUUAAUUUGCAAUGUACUCAGUAUUGGUUCUGUUUUUACAACAUAGAAGGAACAGACAAUAGGGCAUACUGAAACCUGAUAAUUGCAACCUGCUUAUGAUGAGUGGAAGUAAUAGCCAAUCUUAGAAAAUAAUCAGGAUAACAUGAUAGAAAAACUUGAUCCAUGAUAUGCAUAUAUUGUGCUUAGUUACAAAUUGCUGCUCAUUUGUAAACAGUUUUGUACAUAUUUUAAACAUUUAUAGUAGAAACUAGACCAAGUGCGGACCCGUUGGGCCCCAAGACAAUAUUCCACCACUGACCCAUAGCCUCCAACUGCGCAGGCGCAGCUGAGGGGUUCCCGUUGUGACGGCAGAGGUUCCCGGUGUGACGCCAGAGAUCCCCGUUGUGACGCGAGUCAUGGCAACCUUCCCCCAACAGCGCCUCGCCAUCCCUCU